This is a messenger RNA of Rattus norvegicus (Norway rat), 5836 nucleotides long. The record is from RefSeq and is a predicted model, not a curated record. Lineage: Eukaryota; Metazoa; Chordata; Mammalia; Rodentia; Muridae.
GGAAAUAGAAAGGCUCUGGUCACUCUACUUUAAAACAACAAACACCAGCAUUUGCUUUUCCUGGAAACUUCGAUUUCUGCUCAAAGCUUGUGCAUUUGGCCUCCUGUGAAAGUGAAAGAGAAAAACUCGGUGUGGUAGGACCAGAUGCAAAGAAAGCCAAGUCGUUGGAUGGUAUUAGCUGUGACGAGGCAUUGUUCACUGCUGCCUCUCGGUUACGUUUAAAGCCUGAAAUAUCACGAGAUCCAUUCAAUGAUCCUUCUCUCAUUCAAGGGACAGAAAUGUAAUUUGCUGUAGCUCUGAUUUCUUGGAUGGAAAUGCUAGCCUUAGAUUUCAAAGGCAAGAACUAGACAUCGUGGUUUGUACACACAUUGAUUAAGUUGAAGAGCGACGAUUACAUCUGUGCUGAGAGCAACAGUCGUCCAGGGCUGACUUUUCAAACCCCAGCCCCCUGAGUUACAGACUCUCUUAAAUAGACUCCCUUAAUUUCCGGAUGCACUUCUUGAAAUUCCCAAUCUCUUCAAAAUUCCUGGGAAAAUUACGAGGAAGAUGAGGGUGGGGGUGGGGAGCCAUGGCCGAGAGAGACUUCAUCUUGUCAAGCAAACUACCUUUUUGUAUAUCUGAUUUCUGUUUGUUUGGUUUUUUUUUUUUCUUAAGAUUUUUUUCCCCUUUUCUCUUUUGAGUUAUAUCUGCUCCUGCUGGCCAGAUCUCAGCAGGGGAAACUGGAACUUCUGAAUAUGAAGAAAGGAAUUAUUGUGCAUUUUUUUCCCCUCACAGGUUCAGAAAUAUCCGUUCAUUCUUUAACCUCACAGAUGUGUCUAUUUUGGGAGGAAGGAGGAAACAUGUAGACGCCUAGGCUGCAUUUAUGCUGUAGUUACAAACACUGAAGAAGAUCUGGCCGAAUUUUGCAAAGCAGCCAACAUCCAUCUGAGAUCCUGCAAAUGCAAGUGAAAAGACCCUUCCUCUCACUUGGCAAUAUUUUGGAUUUCCUUGAAAAUGACAGCAAAUCACGCUGGUGACUAAGAAGAGGUUAUCCCAGACUGAUAUUCAUCCAAAGUGAUUUUGUUAAAACAGAUGCCUGGCUUUCACAGGGGGGGGGCAAUGGGAGCUGUGGAAGAUGCACCUAAUCUACCAGCCAAGCCAUCACCAAUCACUGAAAUGGUCUGCACCAUACACCAGCACUCUCUUUUCAUUGUUUUUAUGUAAAACUUCUGGAAGCACCUUGUGGAGCCUUCCAUUUUCUUUCCUUUACUGCAGAAGGAGGUACCUGCUCCCUGGAAUUCUGACCUGUGGACGGGACCUGGCCAAAGCCAUGUUGGACACUCUAGGAUGACCUCACCUCUUCGCCAGGCUCCUGAAUCGUGAAACGUGUACUCAUUGCUGGCUUAUCUGUGCUUUGUUAUGGGCCUGACGAGAAACUACCUUCCCCCUGCCCCACUCCUCAGCAAAGAACUGAAAUCCAGUUGAAUUGUUACGUGUUCCUGAGGUGGAGCCUCGAACUGCUUUCUUGGUCAAAUAACUUUGUUUCUGGUUGUAAAAGGGCAUGGGAGGGGGCGGGGGUGUGGAGAGAAAUUGCCAACGUAAGUCUGUACUGGGGUGGGUCACCUCGGGAUUUAACUUUAGAGCUCCCAGCCAGUCUCCUUCUCCUCACCCAGAAGGGAAAUACCAGGCUAUUCUGGCACGUUUUCCCUUAAGCUUCAUUUUCCAAAGAAAAGAGGGGUGGGGUAUAUCUAUUUGAGCUUGAUAAUGUUUUUUAAAUGCUUUCCUUUGAAACGAUAAUAGCUGUAUCGGUAAAAUGCAAAUAAAGCAAAAAUAGGCAGUAUUUCUUUAAAGGGGAAUAUACGGUGCUUUUUUUUUUUUUUUUUUUUUUUUGCGUACAUACACUGCUUCUGAUGAAGUCUGUGAGUCAGGCUGUUUCUGAGCUCCGAUAGUUUAAUGGAAAGAUUUAUAUACCGGCUGUAUUAUUUACUUUGGGAGGGGAGGUGGCAGUAUAAGGGUAUGCUAAUUAGUAGGAGAUUUUGGGGGGAAGGGGUGGAAUAUCAAUUUUUAUUGCAUCACCUGUCAGGAGUGUCCAAUCAGCGUUGGCUUUAGGGGAAUUAAUUGAUGAAGGUGUCUCCGGACGAGCUCACUUCACUCUGUCAUUUUAUUUGUAGCUAAAGCAGCGGCGGGAAUAGCAGCUGCAUUUCUUUUCUCUUUCUCCCUUCACAUUCCAUUAUCACAGUGCUCCAAUGGAGAAAGAAGGAGUAGCGGGGCCCAGGUACUGAUCCGCAUCGAGGACUCAGACCAACACACUGGCAGAUCUGAAACCGGAUGGUCUUUUCCCUCUUUUUUAAAAAAACGAAAACCAAAAAAAAAGCGAGAAUCAAGUCAGUGUAAUUUCAUGGGGUUUUUCUCACCCCCCCCCCCCAGUAAUUCGCCUAGAGUUUGGCACUCCCUUCGCCGGGAAUAACAGUCUUUGUUAUUUUAUUAGCAGGAUGCCUUGAGACACACGCAGCAUCUGGCGGAGGAUUAACAUACAUACAUGUGUAUGUAUGCGUCACGUAUAUAUUUACUGCAAAUGGUGGGGAUCAUUUAGUGCCCGAGAUGGGAGACCUGAAGUCAGGUUUCGAAGAGGUGGAUGGCGUGAGGCUCGGCUACCUCAUCAUUAAAGGAAAGCAAAUGUUUGCUCUCUCCCAAGUCUUCACAGAUCUGCUGAAAAACAUCCCGAGGACGACCGUGCACAAGCGCAUGGAUCAUCUGAAAGUGAAAAAGCACCACUGCGAUCUGGAGGAGUUGCGGAAACUCAAAGCAAUCAACAGUAUCGCCUUCCACGCGGCCAAAUGCACGCUCAUCUCCCGGGAAGACGUAGAAGCGCUCUACACCUCCUGCAAAACCGAGCGUGUGCUCAAGACCAAGCGAAGGAGGGUCGGUCGGGCCCUGGCCACAAAGGCGCCGCCGCCAGAGCGCGCCGCCGCCGCCAGCCCCCGCCCGGCUUUUUGGAAGGACAAGCACCAACUUUGGCGGGGCCUGAGCGGAGCCGCGCGGCCCCUGCCAAUCAGCGCGCAGUCCCAGCGUCCGGGCGCCGCCGCCGCGCGCCCCGCCGCCCAUCUACCUCAGAUUUUUAGCAAAUACCCUGGCUCGCACUACCCGGAGAUCGUUCGCUCGCCUUGCAAACCCUCUUUAAACUAUGAAACUGCCCCGCUCCAGGGAAACUACGUCGCUUUCCACUCGGACCCCGCUUAUUUUCGGAGCCUGCUGUGCAGCAAGCACCCGGCCGCAGCCGCAGCCGCCGCCGCCGCCGCUGCCGCCGCCGCAGCCGCCGCCGCCUACUACCAGGCGGCCGGGCCCCAGCCCAAGGCGGCGACCGGCGCGGGAGGCCCGGUGAGCCUGACCUACCGCUGCAAGCGCAAGCGCGGGGGCGCCAAGAACUGCCUGCUCGCGCCUCACACCGGCGCCCGGCGCCUGCUGCUGCUGCCCAGGUCCUACAAAGCCAAGGCGGCGGCGGCGGCGGCAGCAGCGGCGGCGGCGGCGGCGGCGGCCGCCGGAGCCACUUGCUUGGAGAGGUUUCAUCUGGUCAACAGCUUCUGCCCGCCUCCUCACCACCACCAUCACCAUCACCACCAUCACCACCACCACCACCACCGGGCCCAGCAGCCAACGCCGAGUCACCACCCCCCUCACCACCACCGGCCGCAGCCCCAUCUAGGAAGCUUUCCCGAGAGUUGUAGCAGCGACUCCGAGUCCAGCUCCUACUCGGACCAUGCAGCCAAUGACUCGGAUUUUGGCUCCAGUUUGUCCAGCUCCAGCAACUCCGUGUCCUCAGAGGAAGAGGAGGAGGAAGGAGAGGAGGAGGAGGAAGAGGAGGAGGAAGAGGGGGGCAGCGGGGCCUCUGAUUCCAGUGAAAUCAGCUCCGAGGAGGAGGACUCAUCCACCGAGUCAGACUCCAGCUCCGGGUCCAGCCAAGUGUCAGUGCAGAGCAUCCGUUUCAGGCGCACCAGCUUCUGCAAGCCUCCCAGCGUGCAGGCGCAGGCCAACUUCUUGUACCAUCUGGCCUCCGCCGCCGCUGCAGCCAAACCGGCUGCUUUCGAGGAUGCCGGCCGACUUCCCGACCUCAAAAGUAGUGUCAAAGCCGAGUCGCCAGAGGAGUGGAAUCUGCAGAGCUGGGCUCCCAAAGGGGCUCCGGUGUACUGCCCGGCCAGCCUGGGGAGUUGUUUCCCAGAGAUAAGAAACGAUAGGGUAUCUGAGAUUACAUUCCCACACUCUGAAAUUUCCAGUACUGUAAAGAGAACUGACCUGACAGUUAACUGCCAGGCAGAGGGGGCCUCUUCACCUAGCCCAAAGACAAACAAUGUAUUUCCACAACAAAGAAUACUCCGAGAGGCUAGGAAAUGCCUACAAGCAACUCCUACUACACACUGUGCAGAAAACAGCACAAUGGCUGCUAGGUUCUUAAAUAACGAUUCUUGUGGAACAGCAGCAAAUUCAGGAAAAGAUUCCAAAAUCCCUCAUUGUCCUGAAUUUGCCACGGAUUUGCCCUCUCCUCAAACUGAUCCCGGAGUGGAUGCAGCAGCAGCAGCAGCAGCAGCAGCAGCAGCAGCAGCAGCAGCAGCAGCAGCAACUAAAGCUGAGAGUCUCUGCACUGACACAGGCGACAAGACAUUGCCAUUUCUGCACAAUAUUAAAAUCAAAGUAGAAGACAGUAGUGCUAAUGAAGACUAUGAACCUGAUCUUAUUACAAGUGAGCUAAAGUGGGAGUGCAAUGAUACAGAGGGUGAGUUUUACAGUGUGACUGAGAAGAAAGAGGAGGACGCCUUGGUACCCACAGCCAAGGAAGGCUUUGCAUGCCCUGAGAAAGAAACUCCUUCCUUAAAUCCACUGGCUCAGAGUCAGGGCCUUUCAUGCACUUUAGGAUCUCCAAAACCUGAGGAUGGGGAAUAUAAAUUUGGUGCCAGGGUGAGGAAAAAUUACCGGACACUAGUACUGGGCAAACGACCAGUCCUUCAGACACCUCCAGUCAAACCAAAUUUGAAAUCAGCUAGAAGCCCUCGUCCUACAGAUCUUGCUCUCCUCUGAUCCUGUGACGAUUUCGCUCCUCCAGGCAGAAGAGCCUGCACCCCAGCUCGUCCAGCGCAGCCUCCAGUCCAAGCGGCCACAAGGCCGAGAGCAGAGGCGCGUCGGCCACCUAGGGCCUUCUCCCCAUCAGAGACUGGAUUGCUUCCCCUCAGUUUGCAUUUCUUUUGUGUGUCCUGAAGUCAUCGCCCAUCCCUGCACUUGCGGUCCUGUAUUUCUCACCUUCUUGCCCAGGUCUCAUUCCUCCUCCCCAGGCAAAAGGGACCCAGCUCUUUGCAUUGCUUAGCGGAUUUCCGAGGCCUCCAAACGUGAGCUUGUGAGAGGCAAGUGGCAAAGGGACUGGGCCAGCAUGGCUGCGAUCUCCUGGGAAGAGGCUCAGGAGCAGAGGCCUACCGUGUGGGGAGGGAGCGCUCUAGCCAGGCCCGGCUCAACUCCUAGAGUGGGAGUAACCUGGGGCAAGGCCUGCUUGCUUUGGCUCCGUGGUUCCCAACCCUUGGAACUUCUUUCAGUGCAUCUGCAAGAGGAAUGGUGACCUGGAAACGGGAAACGUGAGACAGUGACCUGGAAAACCACCCUCGGCUGGGAGGUUGGAGUGCAGCAAUGCAAACAAAGCUGCUACCGGGGAAGAGGGGAAACAGAGGUGCACCGCGCAUAGGUCACAGGAAAGUGCAACAAGCUUGUUUUCCCGGGUGUUUAAAAUGCAGCCCCAGUUGUAAAGUGUGUGAAAUUACGCACUGGUCUCUUAAAGAGUGCCUAAUUUAUAGUAAAUAGCGAGGUCUUUGUAAAUGGC